ACAUCAUUUCGUCAUUUAGCAGCUCUCGCAUUUUGUUUCAUUUUAAAAAUGGCAGACGUAGAAAAGGAGCCUGAGAAGACCAUUGCUGAAGAUUUGGUUGUUACCAAAUACAAAUUAGCUGGCGAAAUUGUAAAUAAAACACUGAAGACAGUGAUUGAACUCUGUGUAGCGGACGCUUCAGUGAGGGAAAUAUGCACCAAGGGCGACAAUCUGCUGACUGAAGAAACCGGCAAAGUAUACAAAAAGGAAAAGGAACUGAAGAAGGGUAUCGCAUUUCCGACCUGUCUCUCGGUCAACAACUGUGUCUGUCACUUUUCGCCAGCUAAGAACGAUGCCGACUACACGCUAAAGGCGGGCGAUGUGGUCAAAAUCGACCUGGGUGCCCACAUUGAUGGCUUCAUUGCUGUUGCGGCACACACAAUUGUCGUUGGCGCCGAUCAGAAAGUAACCGGACGUCAAGCUGAUGUCAUCUUGGCCGCGUAUUGGGCCGCCCAAGCGGCGCUCCGUCUGCUCAAGGCCGGUUCCAGUAAUUACUCAAUCACCGAUGCCGUGCAACAAAUCAGCGAGUCGUACAAGUGCAAGCCCAUUGAGGGCAUGCUCAGUCACGAGCUGAAGCAAUUCAAAAUCGAUGGUGAGAAAACGAUCAUACAGAACCCGAGUGAGGCCCAACGCAAGGAGCAUGAGAAGUGCACAUUUGAGAAGCACGAGGUUUAUGCCAUCGAUGUCAUCGUCAGCACCGGCGAAGGCGUGGGACGCGAGAAGGACACAAAGGUCUCCAUUUACAAGAAGUCCGACGAGAACUACAUGCUUAAGCUGAAGGCAUCGCGUGCUCUACUCGCCGAGGUGAAAACCAAGUAUGGCAACAUGCCCUUCAACAUCCGCAGCUUCGAGGAAGAGACCAAGGCGCGCAUGGGAGUCGUUGAAUGCGUCUCACACAAGAUGAUUGAGCCCUUCCAAGUGCUCUAUGAGAAGCCCUCUGAAAUUGUGGCACAGUUCAAACACACGGUAUUGCUCAUGCCCAACGGCGUCAACCUGGUUACCGGCAUACCGUUCAACGUCGACAGCUACGUUAGCGAAUACAGCAUCGCGCAACCCGAGCUGAAGGAACUGGUCGCACAGCCAUUGGGACCCGUCAAGGGCAAGGGCAAAGGCAAGAAGGCGGCCGCUGGUGGUGCGGCGACAAAAGUGGAAUCGGCGCCGGCCGUUGAGACCAAGGCAUAAGCUGCUCUCGUCUGCAUACCAUACAAAACACGCCCCCUUAAAGCAACUACAAUGUGAACAAUUGCGCUGCCUACUGCUGCCGCUCUUUAAAAUUUUACUAUAGAAUUCGUUGAUUAGUAAAGCAGAGAAACCAUUUGACAACAACAUAAUUCGUUUUCGUUCCAAGAACUUUAAAUAUUUCCACUACAAGAACAAAA
Drosophila arizonae is the source of this 1418-nucleotide messenger RNA. Its product is annotated as proliferation-associated protein 2G4. Lineage: Eukaryota; Metazoa; Arthropoda; Insecta; Diptera; Drosophilidae. The record is from RefSeq and is a predicted model, not a curated record.